UUCGUUGAAUGAAUGCAUUCUGCUUUCCGUGCACUGACCAAUAACCUUUCUUCCCUCUUCGACGCGUCAACCAGGCGCACCCACUCCACCUCUUAACCCCUCUCUGGAGUAACGGAGUUUAGUCUGGAUGGAAACAGUAGAUGCAUACUAGUGGGAAGUCAAGAACAAGGCCCUGCAAAACGGAGCUAAAAGGCUAAGACAGCGGCAGCCACUUUUACCCGGGAGCAGCGGGUUUGUUUGAUCCAAACUGGGAGGACUGCACUUUUUGUGUUCCAGGCUUUCUCAGGACACACCCAGCUCUAACUUCAACACAGGAAUUAAACGACCGGAAAAGAGAGACAAGGCACACAUCUGUAUUUUCUGUGAGAGCAGCCUGGCAAAGUCACAAAGAGUGUGAGAUAAACCCAGCACAGACGUUCCAGCUGUACCAUCCCUGCAGCAAUGGUUGACCCCAGCGAAGACUAUAACUACACCUACGAAUACUUAGACUAUGGUGACAUUGAUGAUAUUAAAGUUGAGCACAGGCAGACAGAACCUAUGCACAUUUUCUCCGUAGUUAUCUACAUUAUUUCUUUUAUACUUGGCGUGAUUGGUAAUGGAACUGUCAUUUGGGUGAUGGCAUUUAAAAGCAAAAAGACAGUCAACAGCGUGUGGCUGCUCAAUCUUGCCAUGGCUGAUUUUGUAUUUGUGCUCUUCUUGCCCUUCUACAUUGAUUACAUUCUGCGGGACUUCCACUGGGACUUUGGUGUGGCCAUGUGUAAGAUUAACUCAUUUGUGUCUGGUAUGAACAUGUAUGCCAGUGUGCUGUUUGUCACCGUGCUCAGUAUAGACAGGUAUGUUUCUCUUGUCCAUCUUACCUGGUGUCAGAAGUAUCGCACUGUAGGACGUGCCUGGAUUGUAUGCAGCAAUAUUUGGGUAAUAGCUGCCACCUUGAGCUGUCCCGCUCUGAUCUUUCGGGACACGAUAGCCUUAGGUGACAAGGUGGUGUGCUUCAACAACUUCCACACACACGACACACAUAUAAUAGCCAUGAGACACAUCACAAUAGUGACUCUCCGUACUACUGUGGGAUUUCUUCUGCCAUUUACAGCUAUAAGUGUGACAGGCAUACUUCUGAUAGUGAAAACGAAACAAUCUGGGGGUUCAUUUCACUGGUCUAGCUUCUCCAAAACAGUCACUGCAGUAAUCUUGGCCUUCUUUUUGUGCUGGGCACCUUUUCAUACUUUUAGCUUGAUGGAGUUAACCAUACACUCCCAAGUUUACCUGCAUAACCUACUGAGAGCUGGCUUUCCUUUAGCCACCAGCUUAGGCUUUUUUAACAGUUGUAUAAAUCCCCUGCUGUACAUGUUCCUGAGCAAAAAAGUUCGCCAUAUCCUGAAGCAUGGCUGUCUGGACAUAACUAAGAGUUCACUCAGGGAGUUCAGCCAGUCGAUCUCUGCCACUGAGAUAGAGUCUGUGACAGGAGUUCGUCAGGACGGUGUUCCCGACGAGCCCGUGGAGUCAUCAGCACUGUGAUAGCUCCCGUCCCCAGACUUGUGAAGCUGUCCAUGAAAAAAUUUUAUUACUUUAGCAUAAAUGUGGAGGGUUAUUGCAGUUGUUAAGAUUUUCCCAUGUUGUUUCAUUUGGGCAAAGUCAAGCCAACUUCAACUGACAAUUACGCUUCAUGGAUAAUGGAAAAUGGAACAUAAACACGGAGCCAGUAUCUUUCCAUCUACUUUACAUAAGCCUAGUUAUCUACAGAGAAACAGGCAGAUGAAAUUAAAACUGUUAAGCUGUUCAACAGAAAAUCAAUCUGCAAUUAUUUUGGUUACUAAUCAUUUAAAUAAAUCGCAAAACAAACACACCAUGAAGUAUCUGGUUCCAGCAAACAGGAACUGACCAGUGAUGGUUGGACUGCUGCUUACAAUAAUCAAGCAAUUUCUAGGUGCCUCCCUGGGCAGGGGAAUAUUGUGAUGGAUGACUGUUAUGACUAUUUUAUGUAAUAAAUCAUGAAAUAUUAUAUCUCACAGCUCAUGAGCAAAGAAAAUACAUAUUUAUAUGAUAUUUAGCCACUUUUGUCUUUCAGCAAUGCUUUGGGACUUAGGGAUGACAAAAGAUACAUGUAUCUGACUCUAGUCUGUAACAUAAAAUUAUUUUGUCUUUAUAGUUUCAUAUCGACUGCUAGAAUCAUGUAUUAAUGUAUCUUAAGAAUCUUAAAGCUGGUUAAGAGCUGUAUAAACAUGUUUAUCCUAAUAUAUUUUAAAUAAAUAGUAUAUAUCUAAAUAAAUGUGUUCUUCUGAACCUGA
This is a messenger RNA of Archocentrus centrarchus (flier cichlid), 2285 nucleotides long. It is a transcript of the gene cmklr2, whose product is annotated as chemerin chemokine-like receptor 2. NCBI's taxonomy places the organism in Eukaryota, Metazoa, Chordata, Actinopteri, Cichliformes, Cichlidae. The record is from RefSeq and is a predicted model, not a curated record. Gene Ontology annotation, cellular component: plasma membrane. Gene Ontology annotation, biological process: positive regulation of cytosolic calcium ion concentration; complement receptor mediated signaling pathway; phospholipase C-activating G protein-coupled receptor signaling pathway. Gene Ontology annotation, molecular function: G protein-coupled receptor activity; complement receptor activity. Bases 442 to 1515 code for a protein of 357 amino acids. The transcript has 3 exons.